UUGAACAACCAAGUAGUUUUCGGAGCGCAUUCCCCGGCAGCAAUGUGGAGGGAAAGGGUGACCGCGUCCAGCUGAAAAAUUCACUACUUUUGCAUUGCGUUUCUCUUCUCUCCUCCACUCUUCUUUUUUUUUUUUUUUAAUAGUUAUGAACUUUGCGUUCGUGAAGGGAGACAGCAUAUCGUCGGUUCUGGGGGAAAGCAAGCGAGUGGAAAGUGAAGAAAACUGCAGCCCUGCCGUCUCGUGUUUUUCCCCAUUUUUGUUUUUCAACUUGAGCCAUUGUUUUCUCACGCAUGGAUAUUAGGAGAUGAAAUCGGACGUGCUGCUUGUUCUUGAGUAACCUCUCGGUCGCUUCGGGCUGUAGUGCAUGCGGUCUGUAGGAGGAGAGUUAGCCCCAUUCCUCAGCAGCACAAAAAGUAGAGACACACAGGGACCACAAGUUGUCCACAAGCUGCGAGGGAGACGAAACUUUGCCAAGUUGCUGCGCAUCCGGCCGCAGACGCCAAAAUAUUCAUCGAUAUUUUCUAUCAGCGUCGCUGUCGCAACUUUAGCUGUGGAUUAUCCUCGUCAUGGAACACGGGAUCGCGUUCAGAGAAUGAAAAAGGAGUUUUGAAACAUGAACAUUUUCCUGUAGUUGCUCCAGCGGCUCGUUUGGACUACACCGACCCGAUAUAAACUCAAUUGUUCUUUGCGCUUGUUUUGUUUUUUGUUUUUUUGUUUUUUUUUUUUACCCCCUCCUCAUCUUUCCCUUCCACACUCCCCACUAGCCUGCGAAAAUGCCACAGUUGAACGGAGGCGGAGGGGAUGAUUUGGGGGCAAACGAUGAAAUGAUAUCGUUUAAGGACGAAGGGGAGCAGGAGGAAAAGAUAUCCGAAAACGUAUCGGCGGAAAGGGAUUUGGAUGAUGUGAAAUCCUCCUUAGUGAACGAGUCGGAGAACAACAGCAGCUCGUCGGACUCAGAGCAAGCGGAUAGGCGCCCCCAAACCAGACCCGACUCAGAAAGUUAUGAGAAAACCAGAGACUACUUCAGUGAAGCCCUGAGGAGACAGCAAGAUGGUGGCUUUUUUAAGAGUCCUCACUAUCCUGGCUACCCGUUCCUUAUGAUCCCAGACAUCGCCAACCCGUACCUAUCCAACGGCUCACUGUCUCCCAGUGCAAGAACAUACCUGCACAUGAAAUGGCCUGUUUUGGAUGUUCCCGGAUCUGCAGGAUUAAAAGACUCCCGUUCUCCGACACCAGGGCAUUUAUCCAACAAAGUCCCAGUGGUGCAGCAUGCCCACCAUGUCCACCCGCUGACGCCCCUCAUCACCUACAGCAACGAACACUUCUCCCCCGGCACGCCACCGUCACACCUCUCCCCAGAGAUCCUCGACCCAAAGACAGGUAUUCCAAGGACACCCCACCCAUCAGAACUCUCUCCAUACUACCCGCUGUCUCCCGGUGCUGUCGGAUCCAUCGCACACCCUCUGAGCUGGCUCAUGUCGCAGCAGGGCCAGCCCAUGUACUCCAUCCCUCCGGGGGGAUUCCGUCACCCCUAUCCAGCACUAGCAAUGAAUGCAUCCAUGUCCAGCUUGGUGUCCAGCCGUUUCUCCCCUCACAUGGUGACUCCGCCCCCGCACAGCCUCCACCAGACCGGCAUUCCCCACCCUGCCAUCGUCUCCCCAGCCAUCAAGCAGGAGCCCAGCGGCGAUAACAUCAGCCCCUCGAUGCAUGCCAGGAAAUCUCCCGUUCCUUCCAAGAAAGAAGAGGACAAGAAGCCGCAUAUCAAGAAGCCUCUGAAUGCUUUCAUGCUAUAUAUGAAGGAGAUGAGAGCCAAAGUGGUGGCAGAGUGCACUCUGAAAGAGAGCGCUGCCAUCAACCAGAUCCUUGGAAGACGGUGGCAUUCCCUGUCGAGAGAGGAGCAAGCCAAAUACUACGAGCUGGCCAGAAAAGAGAGGCAACUCCACUCCCAGCUCUAUCCAGGAUGGUCAGCAAGAGACAACUAUGGAAAGCGGAAAAAGAGGAAGAGAGACAAUAAACCGGACUCAAAACCAGAGGACUUCUCGAUAAGGACGAAGAAGCAGUGUAUGCAGUACCUGCCCUCGGAGAAGAUGUGUGACAGCCCUGCGUCGUCUCAUGGAAGCAUGCUGGACUCGCCGGCCACUCCCUCCGCCGCCCUGGCCUCCCCCGCCGCUCCCGCUGCCACUCACUCCGAACAGGCCCAGCCGUUAUCGCUCACCACCAAACCAGAGGGACGCAUGCACCACCACUUCUCCCUACCUGGGAAGGCUUCCGGGUCCUCAUCCUCCUCUUCCUCCUCCUCUUCCUCCUCCUCCUCCCAGCCCACCAUCUCCAUCCCUAUUGGUACUUCAGGUAGCCAGUCGAACACACCCAUCCUCACCCGGCCAAUCCCCUUCACCUCCCUGCACCACUCCCUUCUCUCCCCUCCUUCCCCCUUCCAUCAGGCAGCCCUUCACUCCCAUCAUGCCCUGUUCCAGUCGCAGCCCCUCUCCCUGGUUACCAAGCCAACCGAAUGAAUUCGCAAAAGGCAAAUUUCUCUCAUUUUAUUGUGCUGUAUAUUGCUUUUCUUUAAAAUAGGUAGUAGGACAACGUUUUUUCUAAAUGAUGAAAAGGAAGAAAUAUUAUUGGUCAAUAUUUGACUGCCUCCUUUUCUACAUCUCUCAAUGAAAACAAAAUUGUAUUUUUUUGUAAAGUUUACUGCAGAACUGGUUUCUUUUUGAUGCAUUUAUCCAAUGAACCUCUUGUAUAAAAGAACCAAUGUACAUAAAGUUUCUUUAUAAAAGCAAAAAGAAACAAAAACAUGUUUUUUUUUUCCUUUUUAGCCAAAACCUGAUUAAUGUUAGUAUGAAGUUUAAGUCCUAGUAUUGGCCAAUAAUUCCACCCCCUCCCACCCCGCCUCCCCCUUUUUGAUUCACGAGUGUGUGCCCCUUCUUUGACAUGUUAAAUAAACAUUUGAAAUUGUUUCUUAAAA
Mugil cephalus (flathead mullet) is the source of this 2968-nucleotide messenger RNA. RefSeq names its product transcription factor 7 like 1b (gene tcf7l1b). Gene Ontology annotation, molecular function: DNA-binding transcription factor activity, RNA polymerase II-specific; RNA polymerase II cis-regulatory region sequence-specific DNA binding. Bases 774 to 2513 code for a protein of 579 amino acids. The transcript is spliced from 12 exons. The record is from RefSeq and is a predicted model, not a curated record. Gene Ontology annotation, cellular component: beta-catenin-TCF complex. Gene Ontology annotation, biological process: canonical Wnt signaling pathway; generation of neurons; regulation of transcription by RNA polymerase II. Lineage: Eukaryota; Metazoa; Chordata; Actinopteri; Mugiliformes; Mugilidae.